UUUUUUAUCCCGUUUGCGCUUGCUUCCUUGCUUGUCUUGCUUGGAUAUCGUUGUACUGUCCAUGUUAUAAAUUUAAUUUUGAAAAUGUUUCAAUAAAUAACUCACGAUUUCAAGAAUUCAGACGUGCACAGUUUAGAGUUUUGUUAAAAAGAAAAUAUACAUUUACCAUCAUGCCGCGAAUUAUGAUAAAAGGCGGCGUUUGGCGCAACACGGAGGAUGAAAUCCUCAAAGCGGCGGUGAUGAAAUAUGGCAAAAAUCAGUGGUCUCGUAUCGCAUCUUUGCUUCAUCGGAAGUCAGCCAAGCAAUGUAAGGCUCGAUGGUAUGAGUGGUUGGAUCCCAGCAUCAAGAAGACAGAAUGGUCUCGGGAAGAGGACGAGAAGUUGCUGCACCUGGCCAAGCUGAUGCCAACACAAUGGAGGACCAUUGCUCCUAUUAUUGGACGCACGGCUGCUCAAUGUUUGGAACGAUAUGAAUAUUUACUGGAUCAGGCACAGAAGAAAGAGGAGGGAGAGGAUAUGGGAGAUGAUCCUCGGAAACUGAAGCCUGGCGAAAUUGAUCCCAACCCCGAGACCAAGCCCGCCAGACCUGACCCCAAGGAUAUGGAUGAAGAUGAAUUGGAGAUGCUAUCAGAAGCCCGCGCCCGUCUCGCCAACACUCAAGGCAAGAAAGCUAAGCGGAAGGCCCGAGAAAAGCAGCUGGAGGAGGCUCGUCGUCUGGCCGCUCUGCAGAAACGGCGAGAGUUAAGUGCUGCGGGCAUUGCUGUGCCAAUCAGGCGCAAGAAGAAGCGGGGCGUUGAUUACAACUCUGAGAUUCCGUUUGAAAAGCGUCCCGCCGCGGGCUUCUACGACACUUCCACCGAAGUCGUAGAUCCCAUGGCCCCGGAUUUCUCGAGGCUCCGUCAACAGCAUCUGGAUGGGGAACUACAUUCAGAGAAGGAAGAGCGCGACCGUCGCAAGGACAAAUCCAAGUUGAAGCAGCGCAAAGAGAACGACGUACCCCAGGCCAUGUUGAUGGGAGAUCAGCCCGCUCGCAAGAGGAGCAAGCUAGUGUUGCCCGAGCCACAAGUCUCUGAUCAGGAGCUGCAGCAGGUGGUGAAGCUGGGCCGCGCGUCGGAGGCGGCGCGCGCGGCGGCGGGCGCGGCGGGCGCGGCGUCGGACGCGCUGCUGGCCGACUACGCGCUCACGCCCGCGCCCGCCACCGCGCUCCGCACUCCUGCGCAACACCAAGACAGAAUCCUGAUGGAGGCCCAAAACGUAAUGGCACUGACACACGUAGAUACGCCCUUGAAGGGUGGGCUCAACACUCCACUGCACCAAUCAGAUUUCUCCGGGGCCCUGCCGCAGUCACAGGCACUAGCUACGCCCAACACUGUACUAGCUACACCCUUCAGGUCAUCGCGUAGUGAAGUAUCAACGCCGGGUAGUUUCAACACGCCAAGUCAGAAUGCCAGCCAAACUGCACUUGCGACGCCAGGUCUUCGUGACAAGUUGAGUAUCAACCCUGAAGAUAGACUGUCUGGUGGCGACACACCACAAGUUGCCAACCAGCUACAAAAACAGCUAAAAGCGACCGUGCGCAACGCCCUCCAAUCGUUACCCGCGCCCCGCAACGACUACGAGAUCGUGGUCCCCGACAGCCAGGCUGACGACGCGGACUCUGUCGCCUCUCACGCUGCUCUCGUGGAGGACCAGGCCGACGCUGACGCCAGGCUGCUCAGGGAACAGGAGGAGAAACGCGCAGCGGCCCUGGCGCUGCGGUCGCGCGCGGUGCAGCGCGGGCUGGCGCGGCCGCUGGAGGUGAACGCGGCCGUGCUGCGCGGCGCGGGCGCGCUGGCGCCGCUGCAGCAGGCCGAGGAGCUGCUCAAGGCCGAGAUGGUCACCAUGCUGCACUACGACGCCUUGAAGGACCCGCCGCCAGGUGUCGACAAAAAGCGGGCGGUACAACUACAGGCAUCACAUUUAGCGUACCUAGAACAGCAUCCGUACGAAGAAUUCACAGCGGAAGAACUGGACGCGGCUAAGGCGGAGCUCACCAAGGAAAUCGAAAUCGUGAAAGCGGGCAUGGGCCAUGGAGACCUCAGUAUAGACGCGUACACGCAAGUGUGGGAAGAAUGUCUGGCGCAAGUAUUGUUCCUGCCUGGGCAAAACAGAUAUACGCGAGCGAACCUGGCCAGCAAAAAGGAUAGGUUAGAAUCAGCUGAGAAGCGGUUAGAACAGAAUCGCAACCACAUGGCCAAAGAGGCGAAGAAGUGUUCCAAAAUGGAGAAGAAACUAAGAGUAUUGACAGGUGGUUACCAAAGCAGAGCGGCUUCCCUCAUCAAGCAGUUCCAAGAGUUGCAGGAUCAGAUCGAGCAGGCCAACCUAGAGCUGUCCACAUUCAAGUUUCUCGCAGAACAGGAGAAAGCCGCAAUUCCGCGCAGGAUAGAGUCUUUGACGGAAGACGUGAACCGUCAAACAGACCGCGAGAAGCAGUUGCAGAAGAGAUACGGAGAACUGCAAGCAGAGUUGGAAGAGCUACAGAAGGGGAAACCGGUCAAAGAGUCACAGGCGAAGAUGAUUGAAGAUUAGUUAUGAAUAUUAUAAGGAAAGAGGAAGAAAGAUGUAGAGGCGACUGGUGAAAGUACAAACUCAGAGCCUGAUAUUGUUAAAGAGAAAUGAAUUAUUCAAACCAAAAUAAUGUUGAACAUAAGAGCACGUUUGACAGCAUCGAUAUAGACUUUUAAAGGUAAAAUUUAUAAUCAAUAUAAUUUUAUAUAAUAGUCUUUGUCGAUGAUUAUUAAGGUGGACAACCUUAUACUUUUACGACGGUUUUUUGCAGUAAGAAAUCCACCAUUGGUAGCCGUAAAGGUUUAUAAUAACUAUGUGUAGUAUAUAACGAUAUUUAAUGAGUCGCAAAACCUGACAAUUGUGCACAACAAUGUUCUUUUUGCCUGUUAGAAAAAAAACUGUUGUAAAGAUUACAGAAUUAUUAAUAGUAUCAUAAUACCCGACUGCAAAGAAGCAGGUUUCGAAGAAAAGUUAAAAUGACAUGAAAAAUUGAAAAUCCAUAAUAAAACGCAAUUUUAUUA
Amyelois transitella is the source of this 3067-nucleotide messenger RNA. RefSeq names its product cell division cycle 5-like protein (gene Cdc5). Gene Ontology annotation, molecular function: DNA-binding transcription factor activity, RNA polymerase II-specific; RNA polymerase II transcription regulatory region sequence-specific DNA binding. The record is from RefSeq and is a predicted model, not a curated record. Lineage: Eukaryota; Metazoa; Arthropoda; Insecta; Lepidoptera; Pyralidae. The transcript is spliced from 16 exons. Gene Ontology annotation, biological process: mRNA splicing, via spliceosome; regulation of transcription by RNA polymerase II. Bases 171 to 2567 code for a protein of 798 amino acids. Gene Ontology annotation, cellular component: spliceosomal complex; Prp19 complex.